ACCAAAAUCUACAAACCCAUUCAAAAAUGCUCUAAUAAGGACUAUUUAUUUUCGGUAAAAUUUUAAAAUUAAAUCUGCUAAAAUUAUAGUAAAUUGUAAGAAAUGAUUUUAAGUGUAUCUCAAAUGGAGUAUAAUAUAAAGCUUUAUUAUUUUCUCCGUCAGAGCACAUACUUGUGAAUUGUGAUUAACACAAGUAACGAGGACUGACGAUAAAACAAAUACAUAUGCCGAGGACUUCUGAAAUUAAAUUCACAUAUUUAAUUUCUGUAUGAAAUAUUAGUAAGUAACACGUGAAGAAUGGUACGGGGCUUUAAUUAGUCCAUAAACAAGCACAUUAGUUAGGGUAGAUAGAUCCCAGAUCUGGUGGAAGAAGAAGCGAGAUCUCCCUCCCCAUAAUCGGAAAAGAAGAAUGUUUCUGUUGGAUUGGUUCUAUGGCGUUUUGGCAUCUCUAGGUUUAUGGCAAAAAGAAGCUAAGAUUCUUUUUCUCGGCCUCGAUAAUGCCGGCAAAACCACUCUUCUUCACAUGCUCAAAGACGAGAGAUUAGUUCAGCAUCAGCCGACUCAGUAUCCGACAUCCGAAGAGUUGAGUAUUGGAAAAAUCAAAUUCAAAGCCUUUGAUUUAGGUGGUCAUCAGAUCGCUCGUCGUGUUUGGAAAGAUUACUAUGCCAAGGUUGAUGCUGUUGUAUACCUGGUAGAUGCAUAUGACAAAGAGCGCUUUGCUGAGUCGAAGAAAGAAUUAGAUGCACUGCUGUCUGAUGAGUCCCUAGCUACUGUCCCCUUCCUUAUUUUGGGAAACAAGAUUGACAUACCGUAUGCUGCCUCAGAAGAUGAGUUGCGUUAUCACCUUGGGUUGACUGGUGUCACUACUGGCAAGGGUAAGGUGAAUCUAGCUGAUUCUAGUGUUCGUCCCUUGGAGGUGUUUAUGUGCAGUAUUGUACGCAAAAUGGGUUAUGGUGAUGGCUUUAAGUGGGUUUCUCAAUAUAUAAAGUAGUUUAUAUCAUCUGCUUAUGUACCAGAAGUUGAAGCAGAAUUUGUCCUCUUUUAUGCUUUCGUACAACUAUUUUUUCCCGUCUGGAAAAGAUGGAAUCUGUUCAUUUGUUCUCAAACUGGUGAGGUCUUUUAGUACUUAUAAUUUGUAUGCAUUGAGCAUCUAUUUAGUGUGAUGAGAAGCUAUUUACUGUUGGUGUAAAAUUUAAGUAGGGCUGGAAAAUUGUCAGAUCCCAGAUUAUUGACUUCCAACUCUUAUUAGCAUGCGUACUGAUUUGCUGCUUCUUUAGCAAUCUGGUAAAUUUUUUUGUCUUGAACUUU
Molecule: messenger RNA, 1308 nt
Organism: Capsicum annuum
Lineage: Eukaryota; Viridiplantae; Streptophyta; Magnoliopsida; Solanales; Solanaceae
Product: GTP-binding protein SAR1A
Exons: 3
Coding region: 410-991 (193 amino acids)
Biological process (GO): membrane organization; intracellular protein transport; endoplasmic reticulum to Golgi vesicle-mediated transport
Cellular component (GO): endoplasmic reticulum exit site; COPII vesicle coat
Molecular function (GO): GTP binding; GTPase activity
Source: RefSeq, a predicted model, not a curated record